GCUUGUGGACUCCCGGCCGGAAGCCUCCCGGGAGUGGGGACGUGUCUCUGCGCGGCCGGGCAGAGCGUGCGGCCGUCGCGAGCCGCUGCCAUGGCCUCGGCCAGUCUGGUGGAGAAGCUGCAGCUCCGCGUGCGGGAGCUGGAGGAGGCGCUGGCCAGGGAGCGGGGCGGCGGGCAGGGCCAGCGGGCUCGCAUCGAGAGGAUGAGCCCGGAGGUGACCGACUCCAACCCCUACAGCCGCCUGAUGGCAUUAAAACGAAUGGGAAUUGUGAAAGAUUAUGAGAAAAUCCGUACCUUUACGGUAGCAGUAGUAGGUGUUGGUGGAGUUGGCAGUGUGACUGCUGAAAUGUUGACAAGAUGUGGCAUUGGUAAGCUGCUACUGUUUGAUUAUGACAAGGUGGAGUUGGCGAACAUGAACAGGCUCUUCUUCCAACCUCAUCAAGCUGGACUAAGUAAAGUGCAGGCAGCGGAGCAUACUCUGAGGAAUAUUAAUCCUGAUGUUCAGUUUGAAGUACAUAACUACAAUAUCACAACAGUGGAUAACUUCCAACAUUUCAUGGACAGAAUAAGUUAUGGUGGGUUAGAAGAAGGGAAACCUGUUGAUCUUGUACUGAGCUGCGUGGACAACUUUGAAGCUCGUAUGGCAAUUAACACUGCCUGCAAUGAGCUUGGACAAACAUGGAUGGAAUCUGGAGUGAGUGAAAAUGCAGUCUCAGGACAUAUACAACUUAUCAUACCUGGUGAAUCUGCUUGUUUUGCGUGUGCUCCCCCACUUGUAGUUGCUGCCAAUAUUGAUGAAAAAACAUUAAAGCGAGAGGGAGUUUGUGCAGCCAGCCUUCCUACCACUAUGGGAGUAGUUGCAGGGAUUCUUGUACAAAAUGUUCUGAAGUUUUUAUUAAAUUUUGGUACUGUGAGUUACUAUCUUGGUUACAAUGCGAUGCAGGACUUCUUUCCAACUAUGGCCAUGAAACCAAACCCACACUGCAAUGACAAAAAUUGCAGGAAACAGCAGGAAGAAUACAAGGAAAAAAAGGCUGCACAACCAAAACAAGUAGUAGUUGAACAUGAAGAAGAAAUAGUUCAUGAAGACAAUGACUGGGGUAUUGAGCUGGUAUCAGAGGUUUCAGAAGAGGAACUGAAGGCUGCUUCUGGUCCACUUCCUGAUCUUCCAAAGGGAAUUACAGUAGCAUAUACCAUACCAAACAAGGAAGAGAAUAUUGUAGCUGGGGAAACAACAGUGGCAGAGUCUGAGGAAAGCCUAGAAGAACUCAUGGCCAAGAUGAAGAACAUGUAGGCAAAUGGAAUAUUGAAUUUAACAUUUGGGAUCUUGCACUAGAGCUGAAUCAAGAAAUAUCACAAGAAAUAAGGUCCUGUAAGAAAUUCCAGUCUUAAAACUUGAACUUUUGGUAAAACAGAACUAUAAAAACUUGGAGAUGGCAUCUCAUAACUGUAUUCUGCUGUCUAUCUAUAUACUGCUUUAAAAUACAAAGUUGUACUACUGUAAGUUUUCAUUUCUCAUCAUGGUAGGGUCCAAAUCUCUAGGGAAAAAUUAAAGAUAAUAGACAAACUGACACAAAAAGGUAAGCAUAGCACAUGAUGUGGAAUGAUAUUCCACAUGUUGGCAAAAUGGGGGAAAUUAAAGGUGGAGUAACCUUGUCUGAUAGAAUGGUUCAGGGGAUUGAUAAUGGAGUCUUUAACAUGUACGUUACCGCUUCAAAUGCAAACCAGAUUUGUGGUAGUUGUAAGCAUCCAGCCGGCUACUGUUCAAUGGGCUAUGUUGUCUAAGUUUGUAGUGUGGCUGUACCUGUUUUGUAGGUAAAUGGAAGGCUUCAAUCUUUUCAUAGGCCAUAAAUUUCACUAGAAAAAUUUUAAAGGGUUGAGUGAUUUGUCAGUUUGUGUCACAUCCCUAUUCUUUCAUAAAGAAGUAUUUGUGUA
Molecule: messenger RNA, 1934 nt
Organism: Terrapene triunguis (Three-toed box turtle)
Lineage: Eukaryota; Metazoa; Chordata; Testudines; Emydidae
Product: ubiquitin-like modifier-activating enzyme 5
Exons: 12
Coding region: 91-1293 (400 amino acids)
Biological process (GO): protein ufmylation
Cellular component (GO): cytosol; cytoplasm
Molecular function (GO): UFM1 activating enzyme activity
Source: RefSeq, a predicted model, not a curated record